Molecule: messenger RNA, 858 nt
Organism: Carassius auratus (goldfish)
Lineage: Eukaryota; Metazoa; Chordata; Actinopteri; Cypriniformes; Cyprinidae
Product: transmembrane protein 263
Exons: 3
Coding region: 138-515 (125 amino acids)
Source: RefSeq, a predicted model, not a curated record
AUUCAUGAGCCAGGCCUUCGGCGUAGUAGCGCGCGCUUGGUUCGCAUCCUGGACCGAGCGCCACGUCGCACAGCGGAGAAGCGUCCUCCGAUCAGCGUCGAUCUGGAGAGGAAUGCGCUGAAAACAUCCGAGCAAUCAUGGUGAAGAGCGUGAAUUCAGAAGCUCAGUCCAAGACUGAAACAUAUGAAGGAGAAGAAGAACACACAGAAACCCAUCCGCCUGCAGCAGAUGGCGGGAAAGAGCACCCUGUGGCUCCGCCCGCAAUGAUCUGGCGCGUGACCGGCGGUCUCUUCAGCGCCACGAAGGGCGUGGUCGGAGCCACGGUGGGCGGAGUCGCCUGGCUGGGCGGGAAAAGUUAUGAGAUCACCAAAUCAGCAGUGACUGCAGUGCCCUCGGUGGGCGUCGGCCUGGUGAAGGGCGGAGUUUCAGCGGUGGCGGGGGGCGUGUCCACGGUGGGAUCGACAGUAGCCAAUAAAGUUCCAUUCACAGGAAAGAAGAAAGACAAAUCGGAGUGAAAAGAGGAGGGUUCUAACAACUCUCUUUCUGUUUUGAUUGGUCACCAGAGAGGUUGAUGGAUAUUUCUGACCAAUCAACGUCCAAGACAUUUGCGCAAAUGGGAGUUUUAUACAGCAUACAUUAGGUUUUUGAUAUUAAGAAAUUUGAUCUUAAAGGAAUUUAUUAUUUUUCUCUCUCGAAUCAUCUCAGAUCUGCGACCAAAGACACAUGUAUCAGUGGUGUUUGUGCUUCUGUAGCUGUUAAACGAGGUCAUCUGUUUAUUCUGAAAUGUUAUUGGUCCAUUGUGUUUGUAAAUUCAUUUUUGUUUUUAAUAUUUGAAUAUAAUAAAGUCAUGUAAAAGAU